Rhodotorula graminis WP1 is the source of this 940-nucleotide messenger RNA. RefSeq lists its product as uncharacterized. Gene Ontology annotation, biological process: CDP biosynthetic process; 'de novo' pyrimidine nucleobase biosynthetic process; UDP biosynthetic process. NCBI's taxonomy places the organism in Eukaryota, Fungi, Basidiomycota, Microbotryomycetes, Sporidiobolales, Sporidiobolaceae. The record is from RefSeq and is a predicted model, not a curated record. Gene Ontology annotation, cellular component: cytoplasm; nucleus. The transcript has 5 exons. Gene Ontology annotation, molecular function: UMP kinase activity; ATP binding. The coding region runs from base 130 to 831 and encodes 233 amino acids.
CCUCGUCCUCGUCCCUCUUGAGUCCUCGCCCUCACUCGCCUCUCGACCUCUCCCCGCCUCUCGACCUUGUCCACCUAACUCACCGAGCUCCACCUCCCUCACCCUCGACCUCCCUAUCCCGCCGCCGCCAUGCCCGCCGUUCCCUCGAGCUCCACCCCGGCCUCCAACGCAACCUCGUCGCCCGCCUUCGAACCCACCGAGGUCACCGUCAUCUUCGUUCUCGGCGGUCCCGGUGCAGGCAAGGGCACCCAGUGCGCCAAGCUCGUCCAGGACUAUGGCUUCGUUCACCUGUCCGCGGGCGACCUCCUUCGCGCCGAGCAGGCUCGUGCCGGCUCCCAGUUCGGCGCCAUGAUCAAGGAGUACAUCACCGAGGGCAAGAUCGUCCCGAUGGAGGUCACGAUCAAGCUCCUCGAGAACGCCAUGCGCGCCGCCAUGAGCUCCGAGGCCGGCGAGUCCAAGGAGGCCGGCGCCACGUCGGGCGUCAAGGGCAUCCCGGCCCGCCGCUUCCUCGUCGACGGCUUCCCGCGCCAGAUGGACCAGGCCGUCAAGUUCGACGAGACCGUCUGCCCCUCUUCUCUCGUCCUGUUCCUCGUCUGCCCCGAGGCCAUCCUCCAGGAGCGCCUCCUCGAGCGCGGCAAGACGUCGGGUCGCGACGACGACAACGCGGCGAGCAUCAAGAAGCGCUUUGACACGUUUAUUCACACGUCGAUGCCCGUCGUCGAGUACUACCGCAAGCAGGGCAAGGUCGUCGACAUCGACUCGUCCAAGACGAUCGACGAGGUGUACGAGGACAUCAAGCGCGGCAUCGCUCCCGUCGUCGCAUCGUCUUAGCCCCUCUCGACCGUCCCUCCCCCUCUCCCUCCCUUCCUCGUCGUUCCUCCCUUCCUAGACUCGCUGUAUCUCCCCCUCGAUGUGCAAUUCCCUUCUCCCUCGUUCGCCG